Ricinus communis (castor bean) is the source of this 608-nucleotide messenger RNA. RefSeq lists its product as uncharacterized. The transcript is spliced from 2 exons. The coding region runs from base 1 to 561 and encodes 186 amino acids. The record is from RefSeq and is a predicted model, not a curated record. Lineage: Eukaryota; Viridiplantae; Streptophyta; Magnoliopsida; Malpighiales; Euphorbiaceae.
AUGGAGGCAAUACUUACAAGACGGAAUAGCAGGUCUUCUUCAUAUGAGAAGCUUGUGUUUGUAUGCUUGGGACUUCUAGCUGUGGUUUCACCUCUAUAUAUCAACAGAGCACCAGUUAUUGAUCCAGAGGUUGAUGAACAACCCAUCAAUCUUGCUCCUUGGUUGCCUCUGCUGCCCUUGGUGCUCAUCUUCGCCAUUGCUUUAUCGCUGUAUACAGACAGGGGCUUCACCAGGAGCAGAAGGAUUUCCUCGUAUGAGAAGUUUGUGGGACUUGGACUGGGGCUUCUAGCAGUGGUUUCACCACUUUAUAUUAACCGGAGACCAAACAGUGAUUUAGAGCUUGAAGAACAACCAAUUGACCUAAGUUCUUGGUUGCCCCUGCUGCUCUUGCUGCUGAUUCUGGCUAUUGCUUUGUCACUGUAUUUAGAUCAGAGUCUUACUAGGUUUGAUCCUUACUGGAUUCACAGAGUUGGUGGGUCUUCUGGUGGAAUCAUAGUUAUUCUUGUGAUUCUUGCGUUGGUUUUGAAGUGCAAGGCUUCUCAUGGAGUAAAGGCUGAAUGAAAGUGGAGGAAAAGAAGCUUCCUGUCAUAAUCUUUCAUCUUGAAUCA